Molecule: messenger RNA, 2042 nt
Organism: Parathielavia appendiculata
Lineage: Eukaryota; Fungi; Ascomycota; Sordariomycetes; Sordariales; Chaetomiaceae
Exons: 4
Coding region: 176-1603 (475 amino acids)
Cellular component (GO): nucleolus; chromatin
Molecular function (GO): peptidyl-prolyl cis-trans isomerase activity
Source: RefSeq, a predicted model, not a curated record
UGAAGUAGGCCGACUCGAACUGGCUCCUCCAUACAUCUUCAUACCUCUCCUCGCAGCUGCGUGAUUUGGCCGUUGAUUUGACAUUCUUUUACCGGUGUUCGGCAGAGGCCAUUGUCCUUUUUUUCCAACAAGUAAUUCUUCAAUUCACCGCUACAAGAACACACUUGUAUUCAAGAUGUCGCCUCUGCUGCCUGUCGCCGUGUAUGGCCUCGAGGUCCCUACCGGCGGAGUGCUGGUCCCCGCCGAGAUCGAGUUCCCAGCAACGAUUCGCAUCACUAUGGCGGCCAUUGACCCCACCGCGGAGCCCGAGACCGACGGUCAGGGCAACGUCCCUUCAGUCCCUCGCUCGACACUGAAAAUAUACAAGGCCGCUGUUGAUGACGAGGAGGAUGAUGACUAUUUUGAGUCGCUCCUUGGCGGUGGUGAUGAUGAGGAGUCAGACGAGGAGGACGAGGAGGUCAACGGCGGCCCCAGCGAUCCCUCCAAGUCUAAGAAGGCCCGCCGGGAGGCUGCCAUCAAGAAGCUCCUCGAGGCCACCAAGGAAGGCUCGGACGACGAGAUGGAGGAUGCCGACGCGAAGCCCAAUGGUGCCAAGAACAAGGGCAAGGCCAAGGCCAACGAAGAGGACGAGGAGAGUGAUGAGGAUGACGAGGAUGAGGACCUCAACAUGGAGGAAUACGUUGUGUGCACUCUCGACACCGAGCGCAAUUACCAACAACCCAUCGACAUCACCAUUGGCGAGGGCGAGAAGAUCUUCUUCAGCGUUAAGGGCACCCACUCAAUUUAUCUCACUGGCAAUUACGUCGUCCCGCAGGACGAGGAGGAAGACGACGACGAGGAAGAGUCGGACGACGAGUACGACCUCCCUCCUGGCAUGGAGGACGAGGACUCGGAUGAGAUGAGCGACGAGCUGGAUCAUGUGGACGGCGCGGCCCGUGUCGAGGAGAUCGACACUGACGAGGAGGAGGAGGCUCCCAAGCUUGUUGAGGCCAAGAAAGGCAAAAACAAGCGUCCCGCCGACGAGGAUGCCGAGAAUCUCGACGAGAUGAUGGCCAAGGACGAGAAGAAGCUCAGCAAGAAGCAGCAAAAGAAGCUCAAAAACAACCAGGGCGAGGCCGUCGCCGCUGAGGCCAAGGCUAAGGAGUCUCCGGCGGCCAAGGGUGACAAGAAGGUCCAGUUCGCCAAGAACUUGGAGCAGGGCCCGACCGGUCCGGCUAAGGACAAGGCCGAGAACAAGGGCGACAACAAGGGUGACAAGAAGGGCACUCUCGGUGUGAAGGUUGUACAGGGCGUCACUAUUGACGACCGCAAGCUUGGUACUGGCCGUACCGUGAAGAACGGCGACAGGGUCGGCAUGCGCUACAUUGGCAAACUCCAGAACGGCAAGGUGUUUGACGCCAACAAGAAGGGCGCACCGUUCACCUUCAAGAUCGGCAAGGGUGAGGUCAUCAAGGGCUGGGACAUCGGCAUUAUCGGUAUGGCGGUGGGCGGCGAGCGCCGCCUUACCAUCCCCGCCCACCUGGCCUACGGUAGCCGGUCUAUGCCUGGCAUCCCGGCGAACAGCACGCUCGUCUUUGACGUCAAGCUCCUUGAGAUCAAGUAAAGUGUUCAAACUCGAGCAAUUGUUGGAGGUUUGGCAGGAUCUGCCAUCUCUCGGUAUCCUGAGCGCGGCGUCGGUCGUUGCGGGUUCCUUGUACUUUAUGAGGGUUCUGUUUCUCAUGGCUCACUAAUGCUCAAGAGGGUCGGCGCCUAUUCUCUUUUCUAUCUUACUGUCGCCGCGGUGGGUCAAUACACAGCACCCUGCGGACCUCUGACCUGGCGCGGUUUGCGGGAGGACCCUUUGCUUUUUGGGGAGCAGACGGCUCAUUUGACGGGAUGACGAGGUCUACAUUGCUUCAGGGUCGGCGAACUGAAAAGUCGUUGGGACGGUUAUCUUUCUCUUUGUCAUGUCCUGCUUUCUCUGUCCAUAGGUGCAAUAUUGUCUCGGCAAAUUUCGAGAUUUACCUGAUCAUCCACCCUACUACUCUUUUGCUGCUCAGGGC